AUGCAGAGUCAGGAAACAGAGUCAGGUGAUUCCCCAGGUGGUUCCAGCAGUGCUUGUUGGCAGGAAACAGGCUUCGGAAUUCGUUCCGGUGUCGGCAGCGGCUCAGCAGUUUUCGAGGGAAGAGAAGUACAGAGUGCUUCAAAUGGGAGAGCAAGCAGAAGGCUUCGGCGAUACUCGUCUUCAGCAGCAGCCGAAACCACUGCCACAGCUACCGGCCUGCGAACGGCGGCGGCAGAUGAGGCGGUGACGCGGGCGUGGGUGGGCGGGCUGCGAGUGCUAGUGGUUGACGACACGCCUGUAAAUCUCCUCGUGGCCCGCCGCUCCCUCGCCAACUGGGGCGCCCGAGUCACCACCGCCUCCCGUGGGGAGCAGGCGAUAGAGUUGAUCGCUGCUGGGGUGGAGGGAGGUGGAGGUCAGGAGGAGGGGAGAGGGGAGGAGGGGGCGAGUGGGAAGCAGGAGGCAAGAGAGCAGCAGGAGGGGAGAGAGCAGCAGGAGGGGAGAGAGCAGCAGGAGGGGAGAGAGCAGCAGGAGGGGAGAGAGCAGCAGGAGGAUGUGUCCCUGCAGCAUGCGUUCGACUUGGUUCUCAUGGACCUGCAGAUGCCGGGCAUGGACGGCUUCGCAACAGCAGCAGCCAUACGGGACCUCGAGAGGAGAGUGGAGUUUGAAGCCAUUUCACGAGCACAGCAGUUGCAGCAGCAGAGGCAUCAUCAAACCCCUUCUGCUCUGCCCGUCCCUCCCCUAGAAGCUUCAAACCCUGCUGCUGCCCCUGCUGGGUGGCCUGUCUCUCUGCGGGUGCCCAUAGUGGCUCUGACAGCCGACGUGGAUCGCGGAGUGGUGCAGAGGUGUGCAGAGGGGGGGUUUGACGGUGUGCUGCAGAAGCCAGUGGAUGCCCACCUGCUCGCCGCCCACCUCUCCCACAUGCACUUCCACCGCUCCCUCCGACGCUAG
This is a messenger RNA of Closterium sp. NIES-65, 948 nucleotides long. The record is from the annotation of a GenBank genome assembly. NCBI's taxonomy places the organism in Eukaryota, Viridiplantae, Streptophyta, Zygnematophyceae, Desmidiales, Closteriaceae.